AUGAUGCGCUACGUGCUGUGUAUCCUCGCUCUCCUGCUCUCCUGUGCGUGUGUGCACGUCCUCGCUGAAGAAGUGCCUGCCGCCGAUCUUUCCGACCAAGUCCCUGAUACGGAGAGUGAGACAAAGAUUCUUCUUCAAGGUACUCCGUGCCCUACUGCUGAUGCUCCUGGUAACUGUAAUCCUUCUGGUGCGGAAGCUGGACAUGGUGGUGAUGGUUCUUUGGAGUGCAAUUCUGAUGCUCCUGAAGGUUCUGAAAGUCCCAACCCAUGUGUGAAAAAGCCCGAAGCUCCUGCUAGAGUACCUGAGGCACCAAAAGAAGUUGUUCCUGAGAAAAAAGUACCGGUUAUUCCACCUAAAAAACCCGAAGCUCCUCCUGCCGCAGCACAUGAUGUUCAAAGUCAUCAUGGAGAUGAUCGUAUUUCUGGUCCUCGUGACGGAACUGCUGAAACGGGUGACGCAGGUGUUCGUGGUCAAGUGGGUGAGAGCGGCUCUUCUGGUACUUCUGCUGGUACUUCUGGUACUGGUGGUAUUCAAACACAUGCCGAAUCUGCUGAACCUAGGGCAGAUGUCACUGAAGCUGAUGGUGCAGAUGAAGUGCAAACUGAAGGGGACGGCAACAAUACAGCAGAUGAAAGUGCUGAUAGCCAAGGAAGUGGAGCACCACAAACUUCUUCUACAACCAUUACAGAGGCAAGGAAUGCCACUGAUGCUGAUACUACAGCGUCUGAGAGCGGCACUACACCUUCACAAGACGUUGCAAACCCAGAAGGGGGUGAAUCAACCAGUGGUGAGGAAUCAGCCUCAAACACCACCACCACCACAACCACAACCACAACACUUCCUCCUGAACUCACAAACAACAAGAAGGGUGAUGCAGACAGCAGCAGUAGUAUCAGCAGUUCUGUGUGGGUGCGUGUACCACUACUGAUUGUGGUUACACUGGCCUGUAUUCUUGUGUGCUGA
This is a messenger RNA of Trypanosoma theileri, 963 nucleotides long. RefSeq lists its product as uncharacterized. Bases 1 to 963 code for a protein of 320 amino acids. The transcript has a single exon. The record is from RefSeq and is a predicted model, not a curated record. Lineage: Eukaryota; Euglenozoa; Kinetoplastea; Trypanosomatida; Trypanosomatidae.